AUGGCUUCCAUCGCACCCGAGAAGAUUGGAUCUCUUACUGCCCCCGAGGUUCAGGUCGAACAUGCGCCGGACAAAAUCGGCCAUGAUGGUUGCAAAGAUUUAGCGGGGCAUACCUUCGAAUACACUUAUUCCUCAGGCGUCCACUACCGCAUCAGUUUUGACGAGGAGAAAGCUUACUUCUCACUUCCAUGGAGAAUCGAUGGCCUCACCUAUGGUGGCCUUUCUUAUAGAGCGCGUCAGUUACGAGACAAUCAGUAUUUGGUCCAUUGGUUAAUUCCAGGACGUGUAGGCGCUGUGGCACUUGUGUUUGAUUUGACGCACAAGCGCGUUGAUGCAGCAGCAUUGAUGCCUGGAAAAUUUGAACUGUUCGACCGGGCGACAUUUGACGAAUUUAAAUCCGGUGGAGAAGGCGCAUUAUACCAUAAGAGCCCGGAGGAAGAAAUUGAUCCUUGGUAA
Messenger RNA from Penicillium cataractarum, 456 nucleotides. RefSeq lists its product as uncharacterized. The record is from RefSeq and is a predicted model, not a curated record. The transcript is spliced from 2 exons. NCBI's taxonomy places the organism in Eukaryota, Fungi, Ascomycota, Eurotiomycetes, Eurotiales, Aspergillaceae. The coding region runs from base 1 to 456 and encodes 151 amino acids.